AUGCCUCCUUACUUAGUCGACCUGCCAACUUCGCAAGUUGCACGUUGUCCUACUGAUGCACAAUACUUGAUAAGGCACAGCACCCACUUAAGAACGAGUUUCAGCCUGGAUUACUCGAAAUUUCUACUUUUUUUACUUUUAGCUGUACUUUUUCUUGAAAAUUUGGACGUUUUUGGCACUGUUUGUGUUAUGCAAUAUUUUAGUUAUACAAGUGACACUAUAUUAGAUAGCGAAGAAUUCAGGUACUGUGAUAAAGCUCAGUCCUUUGGGGAAGUGCUUGGGAAGGUUUACGCUGUUACUAUUCACUACAUUACGCUUCAUACGCGUUGUCACGGUGCUUAA
Molecule: messenger RNA, 342 nt
Organism: Enterobius vermicularis (human pinworm)
Lineage: Eukaryota; Metazoa; Nematoda; Chromadorea; Rhabditida; Oxyuridae
Source: the annotation of a GenBank genome assembly